CGCGUCUUCGAUGCAAUCAAACAUUAUAAUAGUAAGGCUUGCAAUCCGCGUAGACAAACUCCGUCAAACUGGUUCUACAGGGCUGUCAAUCCAUAACGAUUCACGACCGCCUGCUAGGCCCAACAUGACGAGAUAUCCCGUGCACGGAACACCCGGCUGCGUGCCGGCGUCGCAGUCGGACAAUGGCUUCAUCAGCCCUACAUUGCGACGGCAAGCGGUACCCGGACGGGCACAAGGCUUGCUCGACAGCACCAACGUUUACAAGAACGCGUUCAAGGAUCCGACAAUGUCGUCUACGAAGAAGAGUCGCCACGUGGUGCAAGGGUUUACUGCGGCUAGCGCACAAAAGGCAGCUUUCGACGGAGGUGCGAUUGUAACGGACGUGGAGGACCAAGAUGCAGCCGUUAUCCAACAACUGGAGCGCAAGCUGGAAGCGGGAUGCGCACUUGGCCCUAAUAAGCAGUCACACGGGCGCCGUGGUGUGGACAGCACUGCGCACCUGGAGGGCCAGGUACGGCAGCUGCAGAGCUGCCUUGCCGCCAGGGAGCAGGAGGUGCGGGGCCUCAAGCACGCCCACGACGACCUGCAAGCAAAGUACAAGGCAGUGGCGGCGGAGCGCGACGGCUUGGCGGAGAGGAGCCGGCUGCUGGGAGAGAUGCUGGUCACGUUCGCAAAGAAGAAGAACAGGCGGAACGGUCUGCUGCAGAGGACGCUGGACCUACAGCAGGAGCAGGUGGAGCUGCUACAGGAGCAGCUGCGGCUGCUGCGUGCGGAGCGGUCCUUGGGGGGAGCGUUCCAGGCCGAAUCGUCCGAUUAACGGCGGCAGCAGCAAUCAAGAGGUGUCAUGUCGCCCAGUCGAGGAUGACCGGUACAGGCCAGCUAACUGGCUGCCAGGCUAUCUGGCAGCACUACCAACCUAAUGAUGGCACUACAACUGUUGCCGCUUUAAAGCAGGACUGCUCUACUUGCUUCAUGAGCUGCUCUACGUCUGCAAAACCGACGUCCCAUUGGACUUCAGCCUGUCCGCUGCGGGAAGUGGACUAGCCAAUGGGGGCUGCUGGCGCUGGGGUUGGCAGGGGUUCAGGGAUGUCGAAUGGGACUGUGUCAUGCGCUACUGCGCUUAGCUGUGAGUUAUGGAAAACGUGGCUGGACUACCAAAAGUAGCGUUUGUAUGAGGUAACCAGGUCUGUGGUUGCAAGUUUCGUACAUAUCCUGUUCGUCGGGAAAGACCCUUUCUAGAGGAUUCCUAGAAUCUUUCCUGCGCUUUCAUGCUGUUAGUAUAGUGUAGUAGGGACCCAUGGGUCGUAUAAUGCGUGUUCGAAAGCUUCCUUGUGAGUGCAUGUGCAGUGGACCGCUGCAUGGAUAACAACACGGCAGAUUUGUUGCAAAUGAGCAUUGGGGCCAACGGAUGGG
This is a messenger RNA of Astrephomene gubernaculifera, 1413 nucleotides long. NCBI's taxonomy places the organism in Eukaryota, Viridiplantae, Chlorophyta, Chlorophyceae, Chlamydomonadales, Astrephomenaceae. The record is from the annotation of a GenBank genome assembly.